GUAAUUAUCAGACGAAGAAAUCAAAUCGAUCAAAGCAUGAACACCCAGAUACAGAAUUCAAUCCAUCACUAUCCGAAUUUUGUUUAGCCUUUUUCUUUGAGAACAAUGUUGAUGGGUCAAUUACGCCGCUCGCUUUUAAGCGCGUUUUGAUUCGUUGAAUGUUCUUCGUUUUCCAUCCAACAAUGGCGGCCGCUCCCGCAAAUCGUUUUCUCUAAGAACCCCAUUGGCCUCCUCCGCCUGAUAAUCACGUUGGUUUUCGUUUUUUCUCGCCGAUUUCUGUUCAUCUUAGUAUCAUAACGUUUUCAUGAUUCAAAAUGAAUGUUUCUGAACAGCGAUAUUCAAUUAUUUGUUUCUCAAUCGUUUAGCCCUUUUCGUUGAUUGCCUUAUGUUCUUCGUCUUACACAAGUUUUCAGAUCGUUGUCUUCGAUUGGAUGAGUUGGAGCCGAAUGUUGGAGAUGGACAUCGACUUACAAAGAAUCUUGGAGGAGUUUCUUCAAUCCACUGCUCAUGUGAUGGACAAUAAUGAACUGGUUGAUGAACAUGGUCUAAAUCAAUCGCCAACUUGUGCAUGUUGCGAACGAUUCCUAGUACUUGAUAACGAUGUCAGUGGUGAACCUGAAGCCAUUGGUAUAUGUGGCGAUUGUAAGUUUUUGUUACUUGAAGAUAUGGAAUUCCCUGAACAGGAUUCUUAUAAUAGGGCGAUGCCCAGAGGAAGAAGAACAAGGCAUGGUAGUUCAGAGUCUCCUGAAAGUCGUUUUUCGCAGGAAUUCUCCCAUAUGAUUAACUUGGUGAGGCAAAGUCAGUCGAGUAUCUCUAGCUACGGGGACCGGUAUGCAGAUGGUUCUAAUGCUACUUAUGCUAUGCAGGACUCGAGUUUGCUUAUGAGCCCCAAUCAAUCUAGAAGAUGGCGUCGAGCAAACUCUGAUUCUGAAAAUGAUGGUUUAGAUAGUAUUGACUCUAUGUUUCGAGAGAGUGGAUCAAAUUUCAGUUUUGGGUCUUACAGACAUUCUUCUGGUGGUAUUGAUUUUGUUUCGUACGGUACUUAUGGGGGUGACUCGGACGCUUCCAUGGAUGGACGAAGUUCCUUGGACACAGAUGUUUUCGUUUUUCCUGGAGAUGGAUUCAAUGAUACCGAUAUAGACAUUGAUCCUAUGCGUGCUGGUGUCGGCGAUUGGGACUCGAGUGAUGAGGAGGAGGAUCUUGGUGAAUUAACAGAAGCUGACACAGAGCAAGAUGCACUCGAAGUAGAAUCUUCUCAAGCUAGGCCUCCACUUCAAGAUUUUCAAGUUUCUAGUGCAUCUGGGAGAGUUAACUCUGGUAAUUGGAAUGAACAACUUUCUUCACCAGAAUACGAACUCGAGCGAAUCAGGAGGAAUGGGCGAUUUUAUUCGAACAUGAACUAUUCACAGUCAGAAUUACUAUCUUUCGUUGAGAAUUUUGGUGAAUAUCUUGACCAACAAGGCUUUGAGCAACUUCUUGAGCAAAUUGCCAUGACGACCAGCUCAAGACGCGGAGCACCUCCUGCAGCUGUCUCUUCAGUGAAAAAUCUCCCACUUUUGGUGAUUUCUAAAGAACAUUUGAAACAUGACAAUAUAUCCUGUGCAAUUUGUAAGGAUUUCUUACUCGUGGGCGUCGCAGUGAAUCAACUACCUUGCCUUCAUCUCUACCACCCUUCCUGCAUCAUGCCGUGGUUGCGUACACGGAAUUCGUGUCCCCUUUGUCGAUAUGAACUUCCAACCGACGAUCGAGAUUACGAAGAGGGAAAGCGAAGUAGCAUCAAUACAGCAGAGGUCCAAGGAGUUGGAGCAAAUCUAGAGUUUAGAACCAGCCAAGGAGAGGAGCUGAACAACAUAGACUCUGCAGUUAAUAACAGUAACAAUUCAGGCAGACACGACGGUAUAAGAAGUUGGGUGUUCGUGGCUGCUCCGAUCGUUGGUCUUGCAGGUAUAGCCCUGAUGUUAUGGUUUGGUAGCCCUCGGUGUGAUCAAAGAGUACCCGUAGGCCAAGUUGCAGACAGAAGGCAACUUGAUGCUCACAUUGCUGAUGCAUUGAACCAAAGAGAGAACAGAAGCAGGAGAUGGUGGUGAAUUGUCUAGCAAUAGCGUAUGGUACAAGAAAUCAAAUUAACACGAGCUUUCUUUUACUUCAAUGAUAAUGCUUAUAUGAAGUUCAUACACAAUUGUUUAUAUCAAAAUGUUCUUCACAUGAAUGGGCAUUUAGGUAUCCAAAUGUUUAUCUCCACAUGAAUAUACUGCAGCGUUCGAGUAUCCUUGGAGCGGCGAACGAAGGUGGUUUUCUUCAGCAUUUAGUCUAUUGUUUUCGGCCAAUAUCCGAUGGAGAAGGAAUCAUCGAUUACAUAAUUGGAAUUUGGCGUUCUCCUUUGGGUGGAAAAUCCGAAAAGCUCAAUUUUUUUGUCAAGUUAUUUCUUGCAGUCAAGUAGUCUAGUCAAGUCAAUAUAAGUAUCGAUUGAACUAUUUUGUAUGAGUUUUGAUCGUUCAAUGACUAUGAAUUUUGAUUGU
Messenger RNA from Cucurbita moschata (crookneck pumpkin), 2519 nucleotides. Its product is annotated as E3 ubiquitin-protein ligase Praja-2-like. The record is from RefSeq and is a predicted model, not a curated record. Gene Ontology annotation, molecular function: ubiquitin protein ligase activity. Bases 432 to 2087 code for a protein of 551 amino acids. Gene Ontology annotation, biological process: protein ubiquitination. NCBI's taxonomy places the organism in Eukaryota, Viridiplantae, Streptophyta, Magnoliopsida, Cucurbitales, Cucurbitaceae. The transcript is spliced from 3 exons. Gene Ontology annotation, cellular component: cytoplasm.